Colletotrichum paranaense is the source of this 687-nucleotide messenger RNA. RefSeq lists its product as uncharacterized. The coding region runs from base 1 to 687 and encodes 228 amino acids. The transcript has 2 exons. Lineage: Eukaryota; Fungi; Ascomycota; Sordariomycetes; Glomerellales; Glomerellaceae. The record is from RefSeq and is a predicted model, not a curated record. Gene Ontology annotation, molecular function: acyltransferase activity, transferring groups other than amino-acyl groups.
AUGACCUCCAUAACCGUUCUCCGAGAUGUCUCACCUACCCAACUAGACGAGCUGAUCGAACUUGCGUGCCGCAUUUGGGUUGAUGAUCCAGCUUUCUCGAUGCUAUUCACCAAGCAUCACGACAACAGGAUUGAGAACGUUCGUGUGAUAUGGCGACUCAUUCUCAGAUAUGAGAUGGCAAAGGCUGGUACCAUGAUAACCGUCGCUAGGGAUGUGUCCGAAGCCGGAGGGGGACAGUAUGUUGGCCUCGGCAUUUGGCAACGACAUGGCACGUCCGCGAAAGCAAAGUCGUGGCAGGUUAACAGCCUGCGCAAACGUCUCAUGAUGCUGCAAGUUGCUUUGGAAUACUGGUAUCGGCUCUUGGUCGGGUCUUUGCCAGCCAGCAAGGUCAAGGAGUUGAUGUGUCAGCUGAAUAAAGCCCAGAACAUGUAUCCAGCUGAACGAUGGCGUCUGUGUUGGCUUGGCGUAUGUCCUGACGCUCGAGGUCGCGGUGUUGGGAGGGGACUGAUUCAAUGGGGGCUUGACCGUAGCGAUGAAGAAGCUGUGCCCACGGUUCUAGAAGCUAGUAACGCGGGUGCUAUUUUGUACAGAAAAUACGGCUUCAGGGAGAUUGGGAGGCAGAGUUUUGAUGACGGCAAGCAUACACAGCCCAUUAUGCUUAGGGAUGUAGUCGGGUCAACUCCGUAG